Ectocarpus siliculosus is the source of this 1296-nucleotide messenger RNA. Lineage: Eukaryota; Phaeophyceae; Ectocarpales; Ectocarpaceae. The record is from the annotation of a GenBank genome assembly.
UCUUCAGCAGUUGGUUCGGUGUUAAGUUCAUCUGCCGAAACAAUUUUGCCGUUUUUUUUGUCUUUGGUACGUUAUGGUGUCUAGCGAUGCUGUUAAGGGAGUGUGGGGCGGCUGCAACACCUUCGUGAAUCGCAGGGUAGAUGCUGGUGUUGUACGGCAAGAUAGCGCAGCGAACGGGCGGGCUAUUACCGCUAUUAGAUGUUUCUUGCAGCAGAGGGGGAGGGCGUGUGCGUCGACGUUGGAAUCGAAACGCCGACGGGCAGAUCACGAACGAAUGCCUCCCACCCCCCCAGCUAAGUAAACGUGCAGCCACCGGUGUUAGUCAAUGAUGGUGUUGCCGCAACAUCUCAAGGGUUGUAGUGGUGUUGAGGUGUUUCGUCUACUGCAUUGAGAACGGGCCGCCCAGUCGGACAGCGUUCAUUGCUGCGAAGGUUGUUUCCGUAUUGCGGUGAAAAGUGGUACCUUGCGCCCACACGCACCCACUUCUCGGAGAUAUCUUUGGCGAAUUCCAUUGUCUCGAAGUGCGGUUGGUGUUGUUGCUGCUGUAGUUUUUGAUGAUUUUUUUGUUCAAGACUGCUUGCUGUGAGUAUCGUCUACACAGGGUUUCCACGCAUGUCCUUUGAUGUUGAACACGACGGCGUGUCGCUGUGUUUCCUCCAAAUAAUGUAAUGCGCUUCGCGUAGCCGCGCGCAUUCGCUCACAUUCAAGAACGUUGAUAUGUGCUAGUGAAUGCGAGUGGAUGCUAGUUCAUGCGUGAAUUUUACCGUUGUUAUUCUCUCGUGUAUGUCUUCGCAAUUCAGAUAUAAGCGUGUGCAAUUUUUUUCUUUUUUUCUCAUUUCUUCGCGGCGUUGGUGUCUCAUUCGCUUCCUUUGGCGGCCAUCCCUCCUGUGGGUCUGUUCACCGCGUUUCUUUCACACGAAAGGGCGUGCCUUCCGACCUUGCGUUGUUAAUGAUGACCUUGAGGGAGUGGUAUGAAGUGGAGAAAUACUGCCGUUUAGGAGGGCGGGUAAUCUGUUAUGACUUUCACUUUUCUAUUGUAGGAUGCAGAUUUCUUCUUUUUUUUUGUGCUUUCCUGAGUAUCGUAGGUGACAUGCAACGAGCUGAAGCAGCCAUGCGUUUGGCUUAACGUGAGACUUUGAGGCAUUUACAGCGGAGGAGGGUCGACUAUCGAGGUGCUAUGCCAGGUGUAUAGAAGUGGGCAACCACCAUCUCGAAGAGUUCGAGAAUCAGCACGACGAACGUUCGCUAUACAUCCGUCUUUCCGCAAGAGUGAUGUCUCGAAUAAGCUUUUCCGUU